Carassius auratus (goldfish) is the source of this 1665-nucleotide messenger RNA. RefSeq names its product cytochrome P450 2F2-like. The record is from RefSeq and is a predicted model, not a curated record. Gene Ontology annotation, biological process: xenobiotic metabolic process. Gene Ontology annotation, cellular component: intracellular membrane-bounded organelle; cytoplasm. NCBI's taxonomy places the organism in Eukaryota, Metazoa, Chordata, Actinopteri, Cypriniformes, Cyprinidae. The transcript has 9 exons. The coding region runs from base 60 to 1535 and encodes 491 amino acids. Gene Ontology annotation, molecular function: heme binding; oxidoreductase activity, acting on paired donors, with incorporation or reduction of molecular oxygen, reduced flavin or flavoprotein as one donor, and incorporation of one atom of oxygen; iron ion binding.
AUUAGGAAAAGUCGAAUCUGUGAAAAUCUUGCCAACUUUACCGAGCUACAUCAGUCAGUAUGCUGGGCUUUCUGAUACUGGUGUGGAUGUGCAUCUUCCUCCUGUUCCUCUUCAUCCAGAUCCAGAGGCCUAAGAACUUCCCUCCAGGACCUCGUCCCCUGCCAUUAUUCGGGAAUUUGUUGGAGCUAAACAUCAACAAUCCUUUGAACGACUUUGAGAGGCUUGCAGAUCGCUAUGGGAAAGUUUACAGCUUGUACCUGGGAACUAAACCUUGGGUGGUUCUUAAUGGUUUUGAGGUUUUGAAGGAAGCUCUUCUUACUAAGGCUGUGGACUUUGCAGGACGACCGCAGGAUCUCAUGGUCAACCAUGUUACAAAAGAAGGCGGUGUCAUUUUGUCUGACUAUGGCCCCAGUUGGAAAGAACACAGACGCUUUGCUCUGAUGACCCUGAGGAACUUUGGCCUGGGGAAGCAGUCAAUGGAGGAGAGAAUUCUGGGAGAGGUUUCUCACAUUAUUGCCAAACUGGAAAAAAGAGUUGGAAGCUCCUUUGACCCUCAGACUAUGUUCCACAAUGCUGCGUCAAAUGUAAUCUGCAUUGUUUUGUUUGGAUCUCGUUAUGAUUAUGAGGAUGAAUUCCUCAAGCUUUUCAUUCAGCUCUAUACAGAGAAUGCAAAGUUUGCCAAUGGGCCAUGGGCCAUGAUAUACGAUACAUUUCCUAUGGUGAGAUGUCUGCCUUUGCCCUUCAAGAAGGCCUUCACAAAUGCCACCAAGGCCAGAGAAAUGAUCGCACAACUGAUCAAUGAGCACAAAAAUACAAGAGUCCCAGGAGAGCCAAGAGACUUCAUUGACUGUUAUUUGGAUGAGCUUGAUAAGAGAAGAAACGAUGGUUCCUCAUUUUCUGAAGCCUAUCUUAUCCGGUACCUUCUGGAUUUGCACUUUGCAGGGACGGAUACCACGUCCAACACUCUCCUCACUGCUUUUCUGUAUCUCAUGAACCAUCCAGAGGUUCAAGAGAGAUGUCAAAAAGAGAUCGAUGAGGUUCUGGAGGGUAAAGAUCAGGCAUCGUAUGAAGACAGACACAAUAUGCCCUACACACUGGCUGUGAUUCAUGAGGUUCAGCGAGUGGCUAACACUGUACCGCUAAGUGUGUUUCACUGCACCACCAAAGACACAGAGCUGAUGGGCUACAGCAUCCCAAAGGGAACCUUUGUUAUUCCUAACCUCACUUCUGUACUAAAAGAAGAAGGCCAGUGGAAGUUUCCUCAUGAAUUCAACCCAGCCAACUUCCUGAAUGAGCAAGGCCAGUUUGAGAAGCCUGAGGCCUUUCUGCCUUUUUCUGCAGGUCCUCGUGUGUGUCUCGGUGAGGGUCUUGCACGUAUGGAGCUCUUCCUGAUCAUGGUCACUCUGCUGCGCCGAUUCCAGUUUGUGUGGCCAGAUGAUGCGGGAGAACCAGAUUACACCCCAGUGUAUGGGGUGACCCUCACCCCCAAACCCUACAGAAUGCACAUCAGACGCAGAGAGACAGUCAGAUUCUGAUGAUUCUGACAGAUUUAUGUUUAAAUGAUGUGGUAAUAUUGUGAAAUACUUUAACAAUUUAAAAUAAUGUUUUAAAUGGGUCAUCGGAUGCUACAUGCACUUUACAAGUAGUUUGAACUGAAAUGUGUGU